AUGCACCAGGCUGCUUUCGUGGCACACAAGCCUGCUGCCUGCGCGAUAUCGCUGGUCAAUGCACCUAUCAUUGUCGACCACGAAGACUUCGAGGGUAUCCGUAUCGCAGCCACAACGCUCGCUCAAGACAUUGCGAGAGUGACUGGGGAAGAGGCGCCUACCAUCACCUCAGAGCAGAGCACAUCAUCAUGCGUUAUCAUCGUUGGCAGUGUCCAGAGGUCCAGACACAUCCAUCAAUUAGCUUUGAGUGGAAGCAUCGACAUCACCAUUGUCGAAAGCAAAUGGGAGACUUGGUGUACGGCACUUGUAAGUACGCCAUGGGAUGGAUGCACGAAUGCUCUCGUGAUCUGCGGGAGUGACAAGCGGGGCACUAUUUUCGGUAUCUAUUCGUUGUCUGAGCAAAUUGGUGUUUCGCCUUGGCAUUGGUGGGCAGAUGUACCAGUGGAGAAAAGCUCAUCUCUUUAUGCACUAGACGUCAGAACUGUGCAAGGACCGCCGUCAGUCAAGUACCGCGGUAUCUUCAUCAACGAUGAAGCGCCUGCACUAUCAGCGUGGGUACACGAGAAGUAUGGACCAAAGUACAAUUCUGAGUUCUACAAGCACGUCUUUGAACUUCUGCUACGGCUAAAAGCAAACUUUCUCUGGCCAGCGAUGUGGUUCGGUUAUCCGCAUCCAGGGAAUUCCUUCUUCAUGGACGAUCCCCUGAAUCAAGAGCUUGCUGAUAAAUACGGAAUCGUAGUGUCUACAUCGCAUCACGAACCAAUGCAGCGCGCGAUGAAUGAGUGGUUCGAUGUGCCGUACAAUGAACCCGAGCAGAGCUGGGAUUGGACAAAGAACAAAGAGAAGAUCACAAAGUAUUUUGUUGAAGGGGCGCAACGAGCCUCGAAUUUUGAGAGCGUGAUCACGAUCGGCAUGCGAGGUGAUGGCGACCGAGAGAUGGGAGUUGAAAACCCACAAGAAGUGUUGAAGGAGGUCCUGUCAACGCAAAGAAACAUCAUCAGCGACGUGUACGGUGGAGAAGACGCAGUACCCCAAGUGAUGGCACUGUAUAAGGAAGUGCAGGAGUAUUAUGAAAAUGGACUCGAAAUCCCGGAAGACGUGACACUUCUCUUUGCCGACGAUAAUUUCGGCACGAUUCGAAGACUUCCAACCGAAGCAGAGAGGAUGCGAAGAGGCGGUGCCGGGGUGUACUAUCACCUCGAGUAUGUUGGAGAACCGCGAAGUUACAAAUGGCUGAACAGCAAUUCUCUUGCCAAGGUUUGGCACCAACUCGAUCAAGCACAUCGCCAUGGUGCAGACCAGAUUUGGAUUUUCAACGUUGGGGACAUAAAGCCCCUUGAAGUACCACUGAGCUUUGUCAUGUCAUUGGCGUGGGAUACGCACGCUAUGAAUUUGGGCAACCUUCCAGCCUUCCUCGAAUCAUUCACUUCUCGUACUUUUGGCAGCGAGCUAGCGCUACAAACUGCAAAACUCUUACUUAGGUACGACAAACUCAUAGCUCUGCGAAAACACGAACAUGUUGAACCGGAGACAUUCUCGCUCAUCAACUAUUCGGAGGCAGACAACAUCCUGUCAAGCUGGGAGGCGCUUGCCGAUGACGCUGAAGCUCUAUCCACCCGAUUAAACACAGCAACUAGACCUUCUUUCUUCCAACUCAUUUUACACCCCAUCGAAGCAUCGCACACCUACACGGCACUCCAAAUCUGUCGUGCAAAGAACGCACUCUAUGCAAAACAACGUCGCAAUUCAGCCAACCAUUUCUUCAACCAAUCAAUUUCCCUCUUCAAAAACGACUUCCAGCUGUCUCAGAAGUAUCACGCGAUGCUUGGCGGGAAGUGGAACCAUAUCAUGCGACAGCCUCACCUCGGAUACCGCGAGACUUGGCAUGCGCCUUCACGCGACAUGAUAAGUGGGCUUUGUCUCGUCCAAGCGAUUCAAGAAUCGAACCCGAUCGUCGGAAACAUAGGUGUUGCUGUUGAGGGUACUGAGGGCUUGCGACCCGGGUUGUGCAACGAAGAGAGCGACCGCACGCAUCCUUCGCGAAGAGACCUCGUACCUGGUGUUACAUUACCGGCGAUGGAUCCAUAUGGCCCGCAAUCCAGAGCUUUUGAGUUGUACUUGCGUGGUCCGAAGAGACUCAGCUGGCAGGUUGAAAGUCCAGUAGAUUGGAUGCCGGUGAACGCUAGUGGGAUCUUGGACCCCACAUUCGAAGGAAAAGAUCCGACGAUCCAGGUCACGGUGAACUGGCAACUCGUACCUAAGGACUUCGAUAAUGAGGUCUUGUUGGUUCUACGCAGCGAUAUUGGGGAUUACGAACAUAUUCACGUUCCAGUGAAGGACCGUAGCACACCGCCUCAGUUCGUUGGACAUGUCGAGGCUGAUGGAGUCGUCUCCAUUCCAGCUACUCACUUCGCAAACAAGAACACUGUUGGUUGUUGGAGACACCCAUACCUUGGCCGAGAAGCGAGCGGGGCGAUAAGCUUUCGCAUGCAACCGAACUCGGGCUUGCAGAGUUGUGAGCUACUGUACCCUUUCUACACAUUCACGUUAAUCACCAAGGCGUCCUUGCACUUGUACUUCACGUUGACGCUUGAUGUAAACCCAACUUCACCAGCUCUUUACGGCCUCUCGCUUGACGGUAAGGAAAUUGAGAAGCACAAGCUGGUACAAGAACCUAAGAAGGCAGGUGAGCUACCACUCGGAUGGUUGGAGUCGGUCAUGAAUUGCGUUUGGAUCAAAACGCACCAAGUAGAUCUUGGCGAUGCUGGUGCGCACACUUUAAAGAUUUCGCUUCAGGCUGAGAACAUGGCACUGGAAAAAAUUGUUAUUGAUUUAGGAGGUGUGCGGGAAAGCUACUUAGGACCACCUGCAAGCUUCUAUGCGACAGGUUAA
Bipolaris oryzae ATCC 44560 is the source of this 2892-nucleotide messenger RNA. Its product is annotated as glycoside hydrolase family 115 protein. NCBI's taxonomy places the organism in Eukaryota, Fungi, Ascomycota, Dothideomycetes, Pleosporales, Pleosporaceae. The record is from RefSeq and is a predicted model, not a curated record. The transcript is spliced from 2 exons. Bases 1 to 2892 code for a protein of 963 amino acids.